Messenger RNA from Salvelinus fontinalis (brook trout), 3931 nucleotides. Its product is annotated as lysyl oxidase homolog 3B. Gene Ontology annotation, cellular component: membrane. The transcript has 17 exons. Gene Ontology annotation, molecular function: copper ion binding; protein-lysine 6-oxidase activity. Lineage: Eukaryota; Metazoa; Chordata; Actinopteri; Salmoniformes; Salmonidae. Gene Ontology annotation, biological process: peptidyl-lysine oxidation. The coding region runs from base 352 to 2733 and encodes 793 amino acids. The record is from RefSeq and is a predicted model, not a curated record.
CUCUCAUCUCCGUACCCCCCUCUCUCUCUCUCUCUGCUCCGCAUCACUCACUCUCCCUCUCUCUGCUCCGCAUCACUCACUCACUCUCACUCUCUCUCUCUCAGCUGUAGACUGUACAGCUGGCAAUUUACAGCCCAAAGGGGUGAAAGUCGUAAUUGCCUAUAAGCUGUCCUCUCCUCUCUGCCCGGUAAACCGAAUGGCAUAAAUCAAGACGAAACACUUUCACAUGUUUUUAUUUGGAUAUAUUUUUUUGUCGACAUUAGAGGUAAUAUAAUUUAGUAGAUUAGAGUCCACCCCUGGAACUGUCUAAAACCGUUAUAAAGGCUGGACACUUUGUAACAGGUUUGAGAGAUGAAAACCUCAAGAUGGUGGCAGCGAUUUUCCAUCAUCAGCUUCCUGUUAGGGGUGUGGCUUCCCGCCUGGAUCAUGGCCCAGACAACGCCCCCUACCCAGGGCACCACCUCCCCCAAACCCCAGAACGACCGGCUGCAGUUCCGUCUGGUGGGGUACCCCCGGAAGCACAACGAGGGGCGCAUCGAGGUCUUCUACAAGGGAGAGUGGGGGACCAUCUGUGACGACGACUUCUCUCUGUCCAACGCCAACGUCCUCUGUCGCCAGCUGGGAUUCGUCUCCGCUACGGGUUGGACACACAGCGCCAAGUACGGCAAGGGCCUAGGGAAGAUCUGGCUGGAUAAUGUUCAGUGUAACGGAGGAGAGAAGAGUAUUGACCUGUGUAAGUCUCGAGGCUGGGGCAACAGUGACUGCACACACGAUGAGGACGCUGGAGUCAUCUGCAAGGACGAGAGGCUUCCUGGGUUUGUCGACUCCAACGUCAUCGAUGUGCAGGUGGAUGAGGACAGGGUGGAGGAGGUGCGUCUGCGCUCGGUGGUGCCCACCAAGAAGAUGCCCGUCACCGAGGGUGUGGUAGAGAUUAAGUACAAGGACGGCUGGGCCCAGAUCUGUGACGUGGGGUGGACCCCUAAAAACACCCGGGUCAUCUGUGGUAUGCUGGGGUUCCCCCAUGAGAGGAAGGUCAACAAGAACUUCUACAAAGCCCGUCUGAGAAAGAGAGCAGCUGGGAGGGAAGCCAGAGCCAAGGUUAAUGUUUCGGCUGGUGCCAGGCUGCACCCUAAAGCUAUUGCUAAACCAUUCACCUCUGGGUUAAAGAAAAGACUGAACACAGAGCGUCAGAAGCACCGGUACCACCUCCACUCUGUGGCCUGUCUUGGCACUGAGAUCCACCUGGCAGCCUGCCCCCUGGAGUCCAACAAGGGUAAUGCCACAGGGUUGUGUGAAGGUGGCAUGCCAGCCGUGGUCAGCUGCAUACCCGGACCCCAGUACGUACAGAACAACGGACUGAAGAAGAAGCAGCUCAAAACUACGAGCACGGUGAGGCUGAAGGGUGGUGCCAAGCUGGGUGAGGGCAGAGUGGAAGUCCUGAGGAACAAUGAGUGGGGCACGGUGUGUGACGAUCGUUGGACCCUGCUGUCAGCCAGCGUGGUGUGCAGGGAGCUGGGCUUCGGUUCCGCCAAGGAGGCUCUGACUGGGGCUCGCAUGGGAGAAGGGAUGGGUCCCAUCCACAUGAAUGAGGUCCAGUGUCUGGGGACGGAGAAGUCGAUGUGGGACUGCGGCUUUAAGAACAUAACGUCAGAGGACUGCCAGCAUGUAGAAGACGCCGCUGUGAGGUGCAACACGCCAUACAUGGCUCUGGAGAACUCGAUCCGCCUGACAGGGGGCCGUACGCGGUAUGAGGGGCGGGUGGAGGUGCUGAGCACAGAGGCUAACGGGACCAGGAGCUGGGGCCUGAUCUGUGGAGGGACCUGGGGCACCAAGGAGGCCAUGGUGGCCUGCAGACAGCUGGGGCUAGGCUACGCUAACAACGGCCUGCAAGAAACAUGGUACUGGGACAGUAGUAAUGUCACAGAGAUGGUGAUGAGUGGAGUGAAGUGUACAGGGAGCGAGAUGUCUCUGAGCCACUGUCAGCAUCACAGAACCGUCAGCUGUCAGAAGACUGCUGCUAAGUUCUCUGCUGGCGUCAUCUGCUCAGAGACGGCGUCUGACCUCGUCCUGAAUGCUCCCCUGGUCCAGCAGUCCGUGUACAUUGAGGACCGCCCGCUCCACAUGUUGUACUGCGCAGCGGAGGAGAACUGUCUGUCUAAGUCUGCCGCUAGUGCUAACUGGCCCUACGGACACCGCCGCCUGCUGCGGUUCUCCUCUCAGAUCCACAACAUCGGACGGGCCGACUUCAGGCCCAAGGCUGGACGCCACUCCUGGGUCUGGCACGCCUGUCACGGCCACUACCACAGUAUGGAUAUCUUCACCCACUACGACCUGUUGUCAUCCAACGGGACCAAGGUGGCUGAGGGACACAAAGCCUCCUUCUGUCUGGAGGACACCGAGUGUCACGAGGGUAUCUCUAAGAGGUAUGAGUGUGCUAACUUCGGAGAGCAGGGCAUCACCGUGGGGUGUUGGGACCUGUAUCGCCAUGACAUCGACUGCCAGUGGAUCGAUAUCACCGACAUCAAACCAGGAAACUACAUCCUACAGAUUGUAAUCAAUCCAAACUUUGAAGUGGCGGAGAGUGACUUCACCAACAACGCCAUGAAAUGCAACUGCAAGUACGACGGUCACCGGAUCUGGCUUCACAACUGCCAUAUGGGUGAUGCCUUCAGUGAGGAGGCAGAGAGGCAGUUUGAGAAAUACCCGGGACAGCUCAACAACCAGAUCUCAUAAUCUGCCUAGCAACACACCAAUCUCAUCAGACCCCCAUGUACAAACAAAAAGGGGGGGGGGGCUGAUGCGUCUAACCAUGUUCAACAAUGGGACAACCAAUCACAAAACCCUCCACCACCUAUCUACCAACCAGAAACCCAAGUCAUUAUCAAAUCCCAAACCAACCAACCAAUCACAACCAACAUCAUUGAAUCACAAGCAACAUGCCCACAGGGCAGCAGUCAGCAGUGAUCUUGGACCGGGAUUCAAAUCUGAACGCAUUUUGUCGACUAAGGCACCGUUUCAAAGGCCAUGUUUCCCGCAGAGACCGCAUUCACGGUAAAAGCUCCGUAUGUCGGCUUCAAAUGACCUUUAAAAUGUCAAGCUCGCUCUACCGCUGAUCAGAUUGAAUCCAGGCCUUGACAGAAGGAGCCAUGUUAUACGGUGAAUCAUGUGUUGGUGUAUGUUACAUUUUGUCAUACAGUGAAUGUGUUGGUGUAUGUCAGUGUUAUUAUACUUGAAUACUUAGUGCUCUAAGAUUUGUUUUAACAAACUUAUUUUUAGAUUUUAUUUUUUUGUUCAAAUGUGAGUAUAUUAUGCUACAUUUUGUCACAGAAGAACAAGUCAUAUGAUAUCAUAACUAGUCUUAAUUCAUGUUUGACUGAUUGAUGCCUGACGUGCAAAACCUUUUCAUUCACGUUUUGUUAAAGUUGUAUUUUGUUGUUGUUGUCCAGUCUGUAGUCUUGAAAGGUGAUCCAGAGGUGUAUUCACUAGGAACCAAACAGAAGCAAACGAAACAGGUGGAAGGACUUACCUACAUUUGUCCAAUAUAAGCUCUUUGGUUUUCGUUGCAAAACGUUUUCAGUUGUUUCGCUACGCUGUGCACUAAUGAAUACACCUCAGGAGAAGACGCUAGUCCUUAUUUCUGCUACAAGACAUCUUCAUAAUGACCUGAGGUAUCACAGCGAACCAUCCAACGUUGUUGCAUCACCAUGUAGUUCUCAUAGUUCACACGUGAAGAUCUGUUUAGAUAAAAUAUAUUCUAAAAUCCUCAAAUUCAAAUCUGGACCUUGAAGCCAGUUCCACUGCUUUUUUCAUUCUUCCCCUUUAAUCAGGGACUGAUUUAGUGGGUGCAAUUAAUCAUCAGAAAACAAUGUGUAAUGUGUAAAGUGUUGGUCCCAUGUUUCAUGAGCUGAAAUAAAAGAUCCCAUAAAUUUUC